GCGUCCUCUUCCCCACCAAAAACAUCACGACUGCUUGAAGACUCCCAAGAUAACAUAUAUUAUAGUAUUCACUUUUGUUCAGUCGUUCUAUCACUGUCCAAUAUAGUAAACUCAAUCCAUCGAGAUUCCUCGGCCAUUUUUGCAGGAUUCACUGCGCUAUUCCACAUGCAUCACAGCCAAUCGGCACCCCGCAACUUUACCGAUUAGAGACUUGACAUGACAUGAGUUACGUGGCGACUACCUCAGGUCGCAUACUCGAUGUCUGAGGCAUGAACAUCAGGAAUACUCACAAGAAGAGACGUAAGCCGUCUCCAACUCUCACUGAAGAGCGAUUGGCGACACGAUUCGGCAAACAUUGUUCAAUAGUUGUGUAUGUUGCGUCGACUUUUAUAGGGCUGCAUGAGUGAAGGAGUCGUCAUUUCGGCCGGCUUUUAGGCUGCGCUGCAUCAAUACAGAUUAGGUACAGAUGAUCCGUGGACUGCCAUCGCCCCGUUCUACCGACGUUGUCGCAACUUUGAACAAACCACAAUACCGUCCAAAAUCAUCAGAAGCUAUCUUCUCGCACGGCGAUAUCACUAUGUACAAAACACUAUCUGCAGUGUUGCUUAUCUCGACUCGCGUAUGGUUUGCCUACGGUUAUAACACCAGUCCAAGCUCGUAUUUGCUGCUCAACACAGAUCAUCUUGCUGCCCAACGCCUCAACUGGCAGACUCCACUCUCGACGAAGGACGACCGGUCUACCGUGUUGAAUUUUGAUGACAUUCCAACGACUGACGGACAAGCGGCUAUUGAACUUUACGACGGUCUUCUCUUCGAGGGACUGACGGUUGUCAAUGUAUCUGACAGCAGCCUUCUUGAUGACAAGGAUAGAGAUUGUGCAACAUCACACACAAACACCUUAGUCAGCUUUUCAUACCCCGAAGGCCAACGUCCUCAAAUCAAGAUCGGAGCAGUGCACCUCAACGACAAAACCUCGUCGCCCAUGUUUGAUCUCUUAUCCCUCUCCAUCAAGCCACGUCAGAAACGAUCCUCGGACCCCGUGGUUAUCAGAUAUAAGUUCUGGCAAAUCCAAGACGGCAAGACCGAGACGACAUAUUUAGAUCUGGUCUUCCAUGGCGUUGAUCACCACGCCGUUGCCCACGUUGAUUUCGAAAGGUACGGGUAUACCAUCAGAAACCUCACCGCUUUCGAGAUUACUGUAAUGGAGAACAACAACCUGGACUUUGCAUUUUGUCUGGACGAUCUGGGUGUAAGGAUCCACAACACGACUGGCGGUAAGGUAACUCAAUAAGAGGGGUUGUUGUCGUCGAUCAGUAGGAAGUAGAUACGAAUAGUUGACACUGGUAAAGAAUACAUCCAUACCUGACGCUAUCAAAACGACCUAUGCGCAGGG
Molecule: messenger RNA, 1393 nt
Organism: Alternaria alternata
Lineage: Eukaryota; Fungi; Ascomycota; Dothideomycetes; Pleosporales; Pleosporaceae
Exons: 2
Coding region: 467-1291 (274 amino acids)
Source: RefSeq, a predicted model, not a curated record